GAGAGAGAGAGAGAGAGAACAGCACGGAGUCGGAGUCUGACGUUCACUGCAUUCAGUGAGGAUUAAAUCCCUUUAUAGCCGACACUCAUCCGUGCGCGCAAGCGCGCGUGUGUAUGUCUGUGUGUAUGUGCGCGCGCGUGUCGUUAUGUAGAGCUGUAAGCGCGCGCGGAGAUGGCGAAACACAGCCCGGUUCCGUCCGCUUUUUACGGCGAGCCACGGAAGUUUGACCCGGCCUUCCGGGGGCCCGUCCAUAACAGAAGCUGCACGGACGUGCUGUGCUGCGUGCUCUUCGUCGUCGUCAUCCUCGGCUACGCCGCGCUCGGCACUGUGGCCUGGAUACAUGGAGACCCCAGGAAAGUGAUUCACCCUACUGACAGCUCGGGAGAUUUCUGUGGACAGAAAGGCACGGCCAACGCUAAGAAACCCAUCCUGUUCUACUUCAACAUCCUGAAAUGUGCAAAUCCGGCCGUUCUGAUCAACCUGCAGUGUCCUACCACUCAGAUGUGCGUUUCGACGUGCCCGGACCGCUUCGCCACAUACACGGACGUGCAGCUUCAACACGCCUUCAACAGGAGCCACUGGGAAUAUUACAGGAAGUUCUGCAGGCCGGGAUUCAACGAUCCUAAGAAGCCUGUGGCUCAUGUACUCCGUGAUGAAGACUGUCCGUCAGUGAUUGUGCCCAGCAGACCAUUUUUCCAGCGAUGCCUUCCAGACUUUUUCACGAGGAACGGCACGCUGAUGGUCGCCAACAGGACGGCUUUUAAGGACGCGCUGGAUACGGCGAGGAGUGUGCGUGAACUCAGAGAUGCAGCUGAUGGUAUAACGGGUCUGCUGGAGGCCAAGCAGCUCGGCAUGAAGAUCGUGGAAGACUACGCCAACUCCUGGGCCUGGAUUCUAAUAGGGUUAAUCCUAGCGCUGGUCAUCAGUCUGAUGUUCAUCCUGCUCCUGCGCUUCACCGCCGGCCUCCUGCUCUGGUUCACCAUCAUCGCUGUCAUCCUGCUCGUAGCCUACGGAAUCUGCCGUUGUUACUGGGAGUUCACGCUUCUGAGAGAGAUUCCCGAAGCAGACGUCAGCAUCUCGGACAUCGGCGUCCAGACGAACCUACACGUCUACCUGCAGCUCAGCCAGACGUGGCUCAUCUUCUUGGUAUCUCUGGUUUUAACCGAAGCCUCCAUCGUUUUAAUGCUGGUCUUCCUGAGGAAGAGAGUGUGUAUCGCCAUCGCCCUGCUCAAAGAGGGCAGCAAGGCCAUCAGCUACAUCAUGUCUGCUUUAUUCUACCCAAUCGUCACCUUCGUGAUGCUGGCUGUGUGUAUCUCUUACUGGGCCGUUACGGCUGUUUUUCUGGCAUCCUCCGGUCAAGCCGUGUACAAGGUCACGUCAGCGCAGGCCAACUGUAAACACGCCAACCUCACCUGCAGUCCAGAAACGUUUAACAGGACCAACAUCACUAAGCAGUGUCCAGGGGCUCAGUGUCUGUUCGCGUUCUACGGCGGGGAGAGCGUGUAUCACCGCUACAUCUUCCUCCUACAGCUGUGCAAUCUGCUCAUCUUCCUCUGGUUGGUCAAUUUCACCAUCGCGCUGGGGCAGUGUACACUCGCCGGAGCCUUCGCCUCUUACUACUGGGCCAAGAGGAAACCUGAAGAUAUCCCAUCAUGCCCUGUUUUCUCUUCCUUUUUCCGGGCCGUACGGUAUCACACAGGGUCUCUUGCUUUCGGAUCACUGAUCUUGGCUUUCGUCCAGUUCGUCCGAAUUGUACUUGAAUAUCUGGACCACAAGCUUAAAGGAGCUCAGAACGUGUUUGCUCGCUUCCUGCUCUGCUGUUUAAAAUGCUGCUUUUGGUGCCUGGAGCGUUUUAUUCGCUUCAUGAACAGGAACGCAUACAUCAUGAUCGCAAUCUAUGGAAAGAGUUUCUGUACGUCAGCUCGGGAAGCCUUCUUUCUGUUAAUGAGGAACGUCGUGAGGGUAGCAGUGCUGGACAAGCUUACAGACUUCCUGCUCUUCUUAGGGAAAAUCCUCAUAACGGGGAGCGUCGGUGUUAUUGCCUUCUUUUUGCUCACACACAAGAUCCCCAUCAUUCAGGAAGAAGUUCCAGUCCUGAAUAAUUACUGGGUGCCUCUGCUGACGGUCGUGUUCGGGUCGUACCUGAUCGCGCACGGCUUCUUCAGCGUCUAUGCAACGUGUGUGGACACGCUGUUCCUGUGUUUCUGCGAGGACCUGGAGAGGAACGACGGCACGCCGACGAAACCGUUCCUCAUGUCUCCCGGCUUGCGCGGAAUUCUGGGAAGCGUGGAUCAGAGCCCUGGGAAAUCACGAGCAGCGCUGCAUCAGUGCGCGGUCAGAGAAUAGCUUUACUCCUCCUGCUCUGCUAGCAUGCUUUAACUCUUUAACUCUGCGGCCGCGAGGACGCCGGCCGCUACGUCCUGUACUGUAACCCGACUCCGAUGCACUAAGACUGUGACAAACACUGAGCAUUUACUUCCACGAGAGGAGACUGAAGGUGCUAUGCACUAACACACACACACGCACACACACGCACACACAGGUCCUGUCCAACUUUCUAACUGCCUUAUUCACACACGUCCAGCCGUUUACGAGUUUCUUCGACAUCCAGGUUGACCCGAGGUCUGAUCGUUUAUUCAGACGUAGAACCGGUUUUUAUUUUUCGGUCACGUGGACAUUUUUACGUUCCGGCUUUAGGAUCGAUGCGUCUAUCCUUCAGCCUCGGCUCCGCGCCUAAUCCUAACACGCUCACGUGUUCCCAUAUGGAAAAGCUUUUUUUUUUUUUACAAAACAUAUUUUGAAGCGCCGUGUUUUACUCCUCUCACAGCAAUCUGUAUUUAUUUACAGACCUCAAAUUGUAUCUUUUUAUCCGUUUACGGUUACACGUCGUGGCGCGUCCGUGAAACAAGUCGGUUCCACGUUUCCACUUGCGUUGUAGCGGGUAUCUGGUUUCUCUUAACGUCUCGAUGUUACCAAGAAACCGCGAAAAGCAUGACCUCUUCUGUCCUGAGCAUGUCUGUGAAGAGUUACAGCUUUACCUCCGACACUGGAGACUCCUUCCGUGAACGUUGACGCGUUUACGGAUUACGGAGCGUCCACUGUACAAGUCCCUGUGAGUGAGGUGUUACUAUAGAAACGAUAAGGAUACUGAUUAAUAUAAACCUGCGAUUUGAAGCUGCACUAUUGUCAGAGCCGCUGUUUUAGGAAAUGAAUCAACACCUCCUCUUCUGACCAAUCAGAUACUAGAAUUCAGCAGCGCUGUGGUGUGAUGCAGUAUUGUGAAUAUUUUCCUUGUGUGUCAAUAUAUUCACAACUGUACACCCAAAUAUUCUCAAAAUUCAGAUCACAAUGUAUGUUUUCUAACAAAAACCGGGCCGAUAUCAAAUUUUUGGAUAUACGGUACUCUACGGUAUAUAUAUUUUGAACCGUAUAUUGCUUUUCCAUAUGGGAGAAACGGUUGUGGGGGUUUUUUGGGACGUUUAUUCAAAUGAAACGGGAAUAAAAUCCCCGAUUCCAGGCGUUUUUGUCCAAAUAAAGUGGUACAGGUUUAUUCCUGCACACUUUCAACAAUCCUGCUAGUUUGAGUUUUUAAAUUUAAGAUCAGAUUAAACGUAAAAAGGAAAAAAAAAAAAAUACACGACCUGUCCGAUCUGCACGUCUUCCGAUUGGGAACAAAGGGACUUUUAGUAACUAAUUGGCAUUGCUGGAUUGAAUAUUAAUAUAUAUAUUAAAUAUAGUUCAUAUUUAUUUGUCUUAUUAACCACUCCCGAUGAAAAUGUUUGUGAUUUUUUUUUAGAUGUAUAUGUGUUUUUAUGUUAUUUUAAGGAUCCUAUCGCAGUCAUUAAUAAGAUUGUACAUGGUAGCAUGAAUGACAAUCCUGUACACGCAUGACAUAAAUGUGUUCCUUGUUAACUGUUGGGUUAAAACCGUGGUCACCUGAUCACCGGGCGCAGAUUCGGGCACGACAGGAUUGCCAGAUCUGCACAACGAGUCCAGUUCCGCCCAAAAAUAAGUCCAAAGUAACUACCAACAGCAAACAGACUGAAAUUACAGGCUGGAAAAUAUGACAAAAAUAUAUCAUGUCACAUUACUGGAGGACAUUUUUAAAAACGUAUCGUAACAUAUAAUCGAACUUGGGAACUGCCCGCAAAACCGCAGCGCUAUUUUCGGUCACGUGCACUACUACGCUGUAUAAUGAAUGGAAUAUGAUUUUUAGGGUUUUUUUUAGACUUGAAUAUUUCUGAGUACGUCUGGGGCGGAUAGCGCGGUCACACUUAACCAGUGGAACAUUUAACCGGCGAAUUCACUAGCGACUUUACUAGCUCGCUAAUCUAUCGAUCAAAGAAAUUCAAAAACUUAACUAGCUAGCUAAUCCAACAAACAAAUUCACAAAUAUUAUAAUAGCCUAUUAUUUUUAUUUUUAAACAAACUCCCAAAACUUGAUUAGCUAUUAAUUUAACACGCAAAUUCACAAAACGUAACUAGCUCAUUUUAACUGGCUAAAUCGCUAAACUAGCUCGCUAACCACGCAAAACAAAUCAUAAAACUUAGCUAAUUAGGUAGUUUAACAAGUUCAUUCACAAAAUUUGACUAGUUAGCUAAUUAAGCUAACCAAACAAAUUCACGAGCAUUAUGUACAAAACUCAACUAGCUAAUUUACUUAAAUUAACUUAGUUAUCUUAACGCAUUGUAUUCUUUACAUUUGGGACUGAUUUUCAUCUUUACUGAGAAAAGAAAGAGAACAAAACAAACAUCUUGCGCCGUUUGCGAUCGGUUACGGUCAGAAAUGAAAGCGUAAAAGUAGAGAAAAAAAAAUUCUCUUGGAAAUGAGCUUGAGUAAGAAUGAGUUCAAAUUCAGUAUUAAUUUUUGUCUGAAAAAUAGUACUUAAUUACAGCAAUGAAUACAAUUAUUCAAGUAUUUUCCACGGUUACAUUUAGCAUCUAAUACCGGAUGACGUUGGAUGGGUCUUUGCACCUGAUGGCCAACAGAGGGCGCUGUUGUGUAGAGGUCUUUUUUUAUUGUUGUUCAUCAAAUAAUGUCCUGAAUCAUGGUAGGGUUUUUUUUCUUCUUCUUCUUCUUCUUUAACUAUAGAAACUAGUUCAUACAGUUUUUAAUUUCUAGUCAAAUAGUAAAAAUGAACAGUCGUGAACCCACCAAACACUUUACAGUGCAGCCUAUAAUUUGAGAACGGAGUGCAUAAUGAGCAAUUUGAGACACGGCCCUAGAGCUCACUCAAACGAUCCUCAUUGUUCAAUACUACUUGCUGCUUUUCCUCACACUCAAAGACUCAUGCAAGUGGAAUUUUUUUCCCCCCUUAAGAGUUCAUAAAGCAAGUCUGAACGAAAUAAACGGGCACACUAAGCAACCUUUCCAAACCGAACCGUGUCCUCUACAAGGAUGUCAAAGCCAUUCGGGUUCCUUUGUAUCGGGAGGCGUAGGGUUUAACUUCUACACUUUGUAAAUGUUGCAUAAUUGCUUCUUCUUCUUCCCUCCUUUUUUUUUUUUUUUUUUUUUUUUUUUGUAUGUUUCGGGACGGGAAUAUGAUGAAUUUGUAUCUUUUGUACUACACUAAGGAUAAAACAGGAAUGUGAUUGCGCAAAAAAUAAAAUAAAAAUAAAAUAUUGAGUAAUG
Messenger RNA from Ictalurus punctatus (channel catfish), 5632 nucleotides. It is a transcript of the gene slc44a5a, whose product is annotated as solute carrier family 44 member 5a. Lineage: Eukaryota; Metazoa; Chordata; Actinopteri; Siluriformes; Ictaluridae. Gene Ontology annotation, molecular function: transmembrane transporter activity. Bases 172 to 2346 code for a protein of 724 amino acids. The record is from RefSeq and is a predicted model, not a curated record. The transcript is spliced from 22 exons. Gene Ontology annotation, biological process: transmembrane transport. Gene Ontology annotation, cellular component: membrane.